AAACAAAUUUUAGCAAUUAAACUACCCCGGUUUUUACUCUUACAAUUACGUAUUAUCUGCUCUGAAAAACUGAAGACACAAAAAUUGUUUCAGAGACUGAGAACGGACUCCAACUCUCAAGGAAAUUUCCAGAAAAGGAAAGAAAGGAGAAAAAUAUAGGCACAUAGUAGAUCUCACAUUUCCCCUCAAGAAUCAAGACCAAGUAAUUCUCAUUGUUUCAGGCUUUCAGCACAAUGACUAUUCUGUCUUUCUUCAGCAGAGCUUCAAGAUCUUUCAAUGGUUACCCUGCUACCUCUAAGCUUCUGCUUCUCUGCACUCUCAGUAGUGGGGGUCUGCUGGCAUAUGCAGAAUCACAGGACAUUAGUCCACCCAGUGCUGAAAUUCAUGAAAAAGAUGGUGUCAAGAAGAGAGUGUUGGUUCUAGGAACAGGAUGGGGUGGUACUAGUUUCCUUAAAGAUCUAGAUAUUUCGUCAUAUGAUGUUCAGGUUGUUUCACCCAGAAAUUAUUUUGCAUUUACGCCUUUAUUACCAAGUGUCACCUGUGGAACGGUUGAAGCACGAAGCAUUGUGGAGCCAGUCCGGAACAUUAUAAAGAAGAGAAAUGGAGAAAUUAAGUUUUAUGAGGCAGAGUGUCUCAAGAUUGAUCCUGCAAACAAUAAAGUUCUGUGUCGGUCUACUGUUGACAACUUGGUAGGAAAUACAGAAUUCUCUUUGGAAUACGACUACUUGGUUAUAGCAGUAGGAGCACAAGUAAAUACUUUUAACACCCCUGGUGUGCUAGAGAACUGCCAUUUUUUGAAGGAAGUAGAGGAUGCUCAGCGGAUACGCAGGACUGUGAUUGAUUGUUUUGAAAAGGCAGUUCUUCCUGGCUUAAGUGAAGAAGAGCGAAGGAUAAACCUCCAUUUUGUAAUUGUGGGAGGGGGACCUACUGGUGUGGAGUUUGCAGCAGAGCUGCAUGAUUUUAUCCAAGAAGAUCUUGUCAAGCUAUAUCCAAUGGUCAAAGAUCUAGUCAAAAUAACAGUAAUCCAAUCAGGAGAUCACAUUUUAAAUAUGUUUGAUGAAAGAAUAAGUGCAUUUGCUGAGCAGAAAUUUAGCAGAGAUGGUAUUCAGGUUCAAACUGGAUGUCGGGUUGUUAGUGUUUCUGAUAAGGAAAUUGCUAUGAAGCUCAAAUCAACAGGAGAGGUUUGUUCUGUACCCCAUGGACUAGUCAUUUGGUCUACUGGUGUUGGAACUCGCCCUGUUGUGAGGGAAUUCAUGGAUCAAAUUGGCCAGGCUAAUAGACGUGUUCUGGCAACUAAUGAAUGGUUGCGAGUAAAGGGAUGCGAGAAUGCGUAUGCCCUUGGUGAUUGUGCUACAAUAGAGCAACGUAAAAUCAUGGAAGAUAUCGCAACCAUUUUUAAGGCUGCAGACAAAGACAACUCCGGGAUCUUAACCCUUGAAGAGUUCCAAGGUGUAAUAGAUGACAUCCUUGUAAGGUACCCUCAAGUGGAACUGUAUUUAAAAAGCCAUCAUCUAAAAGAUGUAUCAGAUCUAUGGAAAGAUCCCAAGGGGAUGGAUAGAAAUGAGGUGGACAUCGAAGGGUUUAAGUUAGCCCUUUCUCAUGUGGAUUCACAGAUGAAGAGUCUACCUGCAACAGCCCAGGUUGCUGCUCAACAAGGUUCAUAUCUUUCUAAAUGCUUCAAUCGCAGGCACCAGUGUGAGAACAACCCUGAAGGUCCUCGACGUUUUAGGGGGACUGGCCGUCAUCAAUUCCUCCCAUUCCGGUACAAGCAUUUUGGGCAAUUUGCUCCUUUGGGAGGGGAGCAAGCAGCUGCAGAGUUGCCUGGGGACUGGGUUUCAAUUGGUCAUAGCUCUCAGUGGCUAUGGUAUUCUGUAUAUGCAAGCAAACAAGUAAGCUGGCGCACCCGAGUGCUUGUUGUUUCUGAUUGGGCUCGGAGGUUUGUUUUUGGAAGAGAUUCAAGUCGUAUUUGAGGAAACCAAUUCCAGAACGUAGUAAAGACCCCGUAAAAAAACAAACUCCAGAACGUUGUAAACUAAGUCGGGGGUGCAGCCACUUUAAUUGCAGUGCCGGAGUGCCUGCAGUGAGAUGUGUCUAUAUCAUAAUCAUCCCAUUCCAGCAUUACCUCUUAAUAUGUCCUUAGUGUAGUAGUAUGUUUUCUUAUUGUAUGCGGUUGGCAUGCCGACUUCUAGCACAAUUACAUUUCUAAAUUUGAAAGAAAACCGUCAUGCAGUCCGGCGUGAACCAGAUUGUAUAACAAGAAUGAAAGGUGGGUCUCUUGAUAGUAGGAGUUUUAUUUCUAUCUGUCCUUGUAAUGUAAUUUGAUGCGGUCUGAAUUAUAAAACAGGUAACUCAAAUUCGAUUGUCUUUUAAAUUUAAAGCAUAGCAGGUGGGAAAUGAAAUGACCCUCAUGACAUGUUAUUAUGUUUAAAACUACGAAGUGCAUUAAGGAA
This is a messenger RNA of Rubroshorea leprosula, 2450 nucleotides long. Lineage: Eukaryota; Viridiplantae; Streptophyta; Magnoliopsida; Malvales; Dipterocarpaceae. The record is from the annotation of a GenBank genome assembly.